This is a messenger RNA of Pangasianodon hypophthalmus (striped catfish), 2655 nucleotides long. Its product is annotated as trace amine-associated receptor 9. The record is from RefSeq and is a predicted model, not a curated record. Lineage: Eukaryota; Metazoa; Chordata; Actinopteri; Siluriformes; Pangasiidae. Gene Ontology annotation, cellular component: membrane. Gene Ontology annotation, molecular function: trace-amine receptor activity. The transcript has a single exon. Gene Ontology annotation, biological process: G protein-coupled receptor signaling pathway. The coding region runs from base 309 to 1304 and encodes 331 amino acids.
GAUGUACCUACAGGGAAUUCAUGUUAUUCAAAAAAAGACACUUGUGGAUUUUACCCGUGAUCUUGGUUCCAUAAUUUUCCAUAAAAAGACUUUCCGAAGCAUGGAGAUAAAAACAGCAUAGUUCUCCGCAGGUUUGGGGAGAAAAACCCCCGAUGCGCGUGAUUUUACGCACUCCAUCAUGUUUUCAGCUUUCAGUUUUAGGAGCUAGCUCAUUUUAGUCUCGACUUCAGACAUGCUGCCCUGUUCGUGUUUCAGCUGUGUGCUUCUGGCUUUGGACUGACAGGAAGUUUACGCGCAGGAGCGCAGUGAUGCUGGAGGAACGGACACCCUGCAGCAUGUGCUGCUGCACUCCUCUCAACAAAAUACUCAUGGUCGUCUUCAUGAUAUUACUGCUGUUUGCUAUAUUGUUUGGAAACUCUCUGACUUUGGCUGUGGUGCUCGGAACGAAACAUUUCCACACACCACAGGGUUAUCUGAAAGCCUCUUUAGCGGUGGCCGACUUGUCCGUGGGGGUUUUUGUGGUUCCUCUGUCCGUGUACGCAGAGAUUUCGCUCAUGCUGACGGAUACAGCACCAGGCUGGACAGUGCGUAAUUCCCAGCACACACCUUUCCACCCGUGCACUGUUAUUGGCCCUGUGUUUGCAGGCUGCACGCUGGUUUCCAUCACCACCGUUUUCCUUCUCACUAUUGAGCGCAGCAUUGCUGUCCUGAAACCUUUGCACAAAGAUGCCGUUAUUACAAGAAGACGAACAAGCAUGCUGAUUGUCUGUUCUUGGACAGGCAGCUUUUUCUUAGCGCUCUCCCCCCUGAUUUUUAGCAAACAGAUCGCCUUGGAGUAUAAUGCAUGCAGCAGAAUGUGCAACUACGCGCUAGGAGCCAAAGAGUUUCCGCGUCAGGCUUGGCAUAUUCUCUUACUUUUCCCAGUGUUUGAUUUUACUCUCCUCGUAGGGACUGUUGUUAUAAACAUUGUAUCCUUCACUACCAUCCGCCAUCACUCGAAGAAAAGAAGGCGUCUGGCUCAGGCAGGGUGCCAGAGUACAUCAGGACCAAGUUUCUCCGACAUUAAGGCUGCAAAAACCAUCGGCGCGCUCACGCUGGUCUUCACCGCCUCCUUCACUCCUGUUGCAGUGUUUGUUGUAGGAAACGUCAGUGGAAAUGAAUGGUGCAGCUUCUCCUUUGUGGCUUUUUGGAUUCUGGCUGCAAGCAGUUGCUGGAAUGUCAUCAUCUACAGUGUGAGGGACCAAAAGUUCAGACUCCGAGCGCGUCAGCUUCUCGUGUUCUCGAAAAUAAAGAAUUCACCCUAAGAAUAAGCUGUAAAACCUUGUGUCAUACUGCCUUCCACACAUUACACAAUAAUCUGCUCGCUGCACAGUGUACAGGCCUAAUGCUGCAACAGGUGGCUGAUAUCCGCUUAUCCUACACAGGGUCGCAGGGAGCCCGGAGCCCAUCCCAGGAGACUCGGGGCACAAGGUGGGGGACACCCUGGACGGGGUGCCAACCCAUCGCAGGGCACAAUCACACACACACAUACACACACACACCCAUUACAGACUACAGACAAUUUCACAGUCAGCCUACAGUGGAGGAAACUGGAGUACCCAGAGGAAACCCCCAAAGCACAGGGAGAACAUGCAAACUCCACACACACAGGGCAGAGGCAAGAACCAGACCCCCAACCCUGGAGGUGCGAGGCAAACGUGCUAACCUCUAAGCCACUGUACCCCCAGAAUCCUGACUCAUAUGAUGGGUGAGCAUUGCAGUAAGAGUUCUGAUGAAUCAUGGCAUUCUCAAUCCAACAAACAAAUAAUUUCUAGAAAAUAAUGCAGGACAAUCUUUACAUCAAGGGUCCUCUGGUGUGUAGUACACCUAUAUCUCAAAGCAUAUCAAAUUCCAUACAGUAUCCUUCAUUUGAUGAAUGUAAUAAUAUUCAGUUUUGUUCUCAGCUUGGUACAUGAUAGUUAGCUUUUUGUAUAUUAUAUACAGUAUGUGUACAUUGUUGCCUUCUUUGCACUACUUAAGUUUGUCCAAGCAAAAUUAAGAAUCUCACAGUUAGGCUAUUGUGUUGUGCCUAGAAAAACAAUGAUUUUUUCCUCCCUAUUGCUAACCAAUGGUUAUGUCUGAUGGCUGAUGUCUGACCAGACAUUUAUUUAUUUACUAAUAUUUUCAUUGUAUAGGAUGUAUGAUUAUUCUAUAUCAAUCCUGAAAUUGUUUUUAAUUAAAAAAAAAAUUAAUCUGAAAAAAACUUUCUCUAAAUCAUUUAACAAGGCUGUAGCUUUGGGGCAUUGAAUCCUAACCUAUUUGUGCUAGAAUUAGGAUGUUUUUGAUGGAGACUACAAAUUUUGGUUUUCUUUACUGUAGUCCGUAAAGAAAAGGGUGACUCUGAAAGACUCUGAAAGAAUGAAUGUACUGAUGAAGUUUCUCAGAGCCUACUGAGGAAAGCUUUUGGGGUUACCUGGAACGGUAUGUUUACUUAACAGCCAGAAUUUGCUGAAUGCUGCUUAGUACUGACUUGGGAUUUCUAGUUACCUUUGCUUUGACUCAUAGCUCAACAAACUAUACUGUGGUUGCUGUGCUUAACCCCAAAGUCAGCAUAGGAACCAUAAAUGUUACAAAAACAAGUGUCUGGAUGCUACUAUUGUUAAGAUUCCAUAAAAC